UGUUCGCGCCAAAUAGCAGUGGUUGUGUUGUUCUUACGGUGCUGUGGCCAAUUUGUUGUAAAAGUUGUUUAAAAAGAUGAAAAGCAAAUCGUAUAAUAAUAAUAAGUUUAGCUCGCCGAUUACAUGGGUAGGCAAGCAGUACCAGCCAGAUGUGAAUUGUGUGAAAAAUCGCUUUGCCGCGUUCUACUCAAAAUGUAUUUUCGGCGCCCUCACGCUAGAGGUGGGUAAUUACGUACUCGUCUCCGACAUGGAUGCGGCGGAACCGGACUCGAUCGAUGGUUGUGAUGUGGCACGCAUCGUCCACAUGUACGAGGUGUUGAAUUCGGACUGCACCAAUAUGGACCCAUGCCGAGCGAUUGUGGAAUGGUAUUCCAGACCGUCAGCAUUACCAAAACUGAUAACGGGCGACGAGAACUACACUUUCGAUGCCCGUGAAGUAAUAGCCGAUUCUCGCUUCAGUCCCGACAUAUCGAUUGAAACCAUUUUCAACCUUUGCUGGGUGGAACACGUGCCACUGCAGACCAAUUUGGCAGAGAUACAAGCACUGAAAUCUUCCUCGCACGGCCCAUCGUUUUUCGCUCGCUACAAGCUAGAAAAAGCAUCCGGAAGAAAAUGGUCCCUAAAUGCGUUGGUUCCGAUGGUCGAUGCGACAACGCCACGAAAGAGAAGAUCGAUGUACGAUCGGUCGAACGAACCGAUCAUAGAAACGCCCAAAACGCCCAAGCUGAAGCUGACGCGCACCAAGUCGUUGGAAAAUAUGGCUUCGCUCAGCCCGAACCAGAAAAGUAAAUUAAUCGAAGAUCGUUGGGCCGUUAAGCUGAUUGAUGUGAAGCAAAAUAUCGAUGAAAUUACGGACAUUCUCAGCGAGAUAGAGAUAAGCGAUAGCGAAAACAGGAGACCGACUGCAAACCAGGAGAAGCUGCAGAAAGUCCGUAGAAGCUCAAUGAAUUUAAGGCUACACCCAAAGCCAAGCGCUUACGCGUCCAAUAGCGGCACCGAUGACGAAUGUUUGAACUACUCAAUCGUCAGGGACGGAGCAACAACGAGCGAGCGGCAGAUAAAGAUAAAACUGAGACUUUCGGAGAAUCAAAAAAAUACAGAAUCACCCAAAUCGUUGCGCAAAAGAGUCACAUCUUCUUCCGUUCCUCCAGAGCACGUUUCACCUCCCAAGUGCCGUAAAUCGUUGCUGCCUGCGGAUGUUGAAAGCGUAAGCACCCCGUCGGGACGCUCUCAUAGGAAAAGCAUUUUGAAAACACCCAGCACACACGCAUCGCAAGUUGGCACUCCAAAGCGAAACAUUCAACUAUCUAACAUAAUCGAGGAAUGUUCCAACGGGCGUCGCGUGUCCCGCCUGCUAGAGCUGUCGCCCAAAAAACUAGAACCUCUGCCGAUAGACGAACCUAAAACGCCAAAACGAAACAGUCGUCUGUCCUCUGUUGGUGCCACACUUCCUUCAAGUGCCAGCAAAGGGACGCCCAAAAGUGCGAACAAAAUGAAGCUCAUCCGUGACGGCACCAUUAAACCUAACAUUCACUCCCGCGACGCUCCAGUACAGGACGGUGCAAACGAACUGGCUGUUGCGCGUGAACGGCUGCACGUGUCGGCCACACCGAGCAGUUUGCCGUGUCGCGAGAAAGAGUACGAAGAGAUUUACAACUUUUUGGAGGGCAAGAUUUUUGACGGCUGCGGAGGCUGCAUGUAUAUAUCGGGAGUGCCGGGCACGGGCAAGACUGCCACCACGACGGCCGUUUUACGGGCGCUCAAACAUCUGUCCGAAGAGGAGGACAUACCCAAGUUCGAGUUUGUCGACAUCAAUGGUAUGAGAUUGACCGAGCCACGUCAGGCUUAUGUGCACAUCUAUCGGCAGCUGACAGGGAAGACACUAGCCUGGGAGCAAGCGUACAAUUUGCUGAACAAACGGUUCACCACGAAAGCACCGCGGCGCAUCACUACGGUGCUGCUGGUGGACGAGCUGGACAUUCUUUGCAAUAAGCGGCAGGAUGUCGUGUACAACUUACUGAACUGGCCCACCAUGCCAACGGCUCAGCUGAUCGUUGUCACCAUUGCCAACACGAUGGAUCUGCCCGAGCGUUUGCUGAUGGGCAAAAUUUCAUCCCGACUUGGGCUGACACGUUUGACGUUCCAGCCGUACAACUUCCGCCAGCUGCAGGAGAUCGUAAUGGCCCGCUUGGUAGGCAUGAGUGCUUUCAACAGCGAUGCGGUGCAACUGGUGGCGCGUAAAGUGGCAGCCGUUUCUGGCGAUGCCCGUCGUGCACUGGACAUUUGCCGCAGGGCCACCGAAUUGGCCGACGAUCAGGCAAGAAAAUCGAACGAGUCGGUUACGGUGUCCAUGAUACACGUGCAGCAAGCUCUGACGGAAAUGAUCACCAGCGCGAAGGUGAAAACCAUCCGCAGCUGUUCCCGUUUGGAACAACUGUUUCUGCAAGCCGUUACAGCGGAGGUCACCCGUACCGGUAUUGAGGAAUGCAAUUUUCUGGGCGUUUAUUCGCAGUUCGAAUCGCUGGCCGCAUUUUCGGGUAUUAUCGUGCCCAAUCCAGGCCGAGCUAUGGCGAUCUGUGCGCGUCUGGCGGCGUCCCGCCUGCUUAUAUGCGAAUGCGGUAAAAGUGAUAUUUAUCAGAAAAUUUUACUUAACAUCAGCACGGACGAUGUACAUUUUGCCCUGCAGGCUAGCAAAUUGCUUUAAAAACAGCUGUUCUGGAAACACACUUGACAAUAAUUUUAACAUAGUAACUAAUAAGAUCUAUUAAAAAAGACUGUACUAUCAUCUAAA
Molecule: messenger RNA, 2791 nt
Organism: Anopheles arabiensis
Lineage: Eukaryota; Metazoa; Arthropoda; Insecta; Diptera; Culicidae
Gene: Orc1
Product: origin recognition complex subunit 1
Exons: 3
Coding region: 77-2704 (875 amino acids)
Biological process (GO): DNA replication initiation; mitotic DNA replication checkpoint signaling
Cellular component (GO): nuclear origin of replication recognition complex
Molecular function (GO): ATP binding; DNA replication origin binding; chromatin binding
Source: RefSeq, a predicted model, not a curated record